Molecule: messenger RNA, 939 nt
Organism: Aspergillus eucalypticola CBS 122712
Lineage: Eukaryota; Fungi; Ascomycota; Eurotiomycetes; Eurotiales; Aspergillaceae
Exons: 1
Coding region: 79-939 (286 amino acids)
Source: RefSeq, a predicted model, not a curated record
GAAAGUUCGCAUCCUAGUCGAAGAGUCACUGAAAGAGUGAGAGUCCAUAAACCUUUCAACGUGGAACAAUAUCAAGAAAUGGGAGACUUCGUUCACAAGUGUCUGUGCGAGCGCGAAACAAAUUACGAGGGCCAAUUAUCCCAACUGCAUGCCGAGUCAUCGCGAUCUCGAGACGAGACAAGGCACUCUAUCAACACUGACCAAGGAGGAGAUGAUGUGCCAUCCGCUGAUCCAGAGUCUAUUACAGCAUUGAAAUACUUUUCGCAGCCACAGGGUCAAGAGUCUCAGGCGGAUGCAGCAGGAAGGCAAAGUCUAGCUGAGACAGAGAACGGGGACUACGAAGCUUCCACAAGUAUCCUUCAAAGCCUUACAGCUAAGGUUAUAAGUGAAGGAUUUCUUGACCCUGUGGAUGGCACUGCUGUACAGUCUGCUAUCCCUGAAAUCAGUGAUAAAAAGCGGCAGAGUGUGAAAAAUACUAUGUGGCAAAGCACAGACAUCCGAAAUACUGAAUAUAGCUAUCAGCUGAAAGAACAGGUCAGGCGCCACAUCUAUAUCUACUAUUGUGAGAUUAUAUUCCCGCAUGAUAUGGAUAUCAGGGAUAACAAGAUCUUUAUAAAAAUAGAGCUCUGUCCUUUGGAAGAAACACAUACAAAUCUAUAUGCAAUUUCAAGCUCUGAAAAUCAUGAUGAUCCGGCCCUCCGUCUGGCCUUCCGGGUUAGAUACCAUGAUUCCUUUGGUCGUGAAGUGAUAUACUAUGCAACAAAUUCAGGUGGUGGUGUGGUAUUCAAGGCAAACACCUUGGUGGAUGUUCUGGAGAAAAAAUCAUUAGAGGAGAUAGCUCAGAUCCCCAGACGGCAUAUCUAUAUCGGUACUGGAAAUGAUGCUCAUCCCGAACUUGAACGGUUUAGGAAUGGGUCAUAUACCAGUAAACUGCCUUGA